Coregonus clupeaformis (lake whitefish) is the source of this 2337-nucleotide messenger RNA. Its product is annotated as cleavage and polyadenylation specificity factor subunit 6-like. The record is from RefSeq and is a predicted model, not a curated record. Lineage: Eukaryota; Metazoa; Chordata; Actinopteri; Salmoniformes; Salmonidae. Bases 360 to 1580 code for a protein of 406 amino acids. The transcript has 2 exons.
AGGAAGUGGUCACAGCAGAACAGUCUAGUACAGACUUCUCUGAGAAAGCUGAAGGUGAAGAUACUGAAGAGGGGUACCAACCACUACGUUUCCUUCCGGGGGUGUUGCGUAGUUGGGGCGGAGAGCUUCUGCCCCUGCCGGACUUCUCAGGUAACCCUCCACUGCUGGGUGAUGACGGUCGAGAGCCUCCGGGUCCACAGGCCUCCAAGGCUGACGGAGGAGCAGCCACCACUCCAGGAAGCUCCACCACCAUUAAGAGUCCCACCGCUGGUGCUCACAGACAGACUGGUUUUGUCAUUAAGAAGAGGGAACCCAAACUGGUCAAAGCAGAGGAGCCUGUGUCUUCCAGCCUGGCUGAAAUGCCUACCGCUAACAACAACGCGUUAGCGAAAGAAGAGGAGUGUGUGGCUUACCGUGGCCCGUCAGUCUCUCUGAAAGACAAACCUCCAGACGUCUCGACGGAGUCGUUCCUGGCCAGCCUCUCCACAGAUCCCAACAGUGACGUCUUGCCAAACAAAGGAGAUUUGGCGUUGUGCGAAAAGGACAAAUCCAAAGAAGAGAUGCCCACUCUCUUGUGUCCUACAGCCACAUCCAACACUUCUGUCGAGGAAAUUGUCACCACACCGAAACCCCUUCUAAGUGGAAUCCUGAAGAAAAGCUCUGCGUAUUCCAAUAUGACUGAAGAACCAACUGCUGUCCAAUCAGCAGGAUCACAGGAUCACCCCCAACCAGUACCUGUUCUAACCACCAGGAAGUAUCGUCCUAUGGCAGCUCAACACGGAUACCCUUCCCACCACUACAGACACCCCCCACCUCCAGACCAUGGCCCACUACAGGCUGGUCCCUAUGGUCCCAUCCCCCCCCAGACUGGAGGACCUCCUGUAGACUUCCAGUACCAGCCACCACCACCUAUCCCCCCCUUCGGUAACACCGCACCGCCACCUUUCCAGCACCCGCCCCAGCUACCCACCAACUUCAGCUACCCUACUGGCCCCCCACCACCUAUGAUGUACCCACCACCUCAGAUGCAGAAUCACGCUGGAAUCACACAGUGGGCUCAACCUGGUCCCGGUCCCGGUCCCACGUCUCCCAACUCUUUUCCUGGGGGGCUACCGUUAGCUUACGGUGGUGACCCUCAGAGGUUUGCCUCCGCUGAGUCGUCCAAUCCCAACCUGAACCUGCCCCCAUCCGCCGCUGCCAAAGAGGACCAGAAGGGGGCAGCAGAGAGGCUUCUGUACAGCGACCCCUGGGACAGGCAGCCCGGGUCGGGCCACAAGAAGGAGGACCGGGACCAGUACCGUCACCGGAACCACAGUGAGUCCCGUCACGGAGAGAAGAGCCGGAACCACAGCCGGGAGAGGGGAAAGAAACGGGAUAGAAGCCGGAGCAGAGAGAGAGACCGGAGUAAAGACUCUUCUUCUCACCACAGAGGGAGCCGGCACCACUCUAAAGACGAGCGCCACGGUGACAGGAGGAAAGAACGGCACCAUAGCGACGGUGACCACGGGAACCAUCACAAACACAGCAGGAGAGACUCCGAUUAUGAGAAAUCCAGGAGAAGUUCCAAAGACAGUCACUGAUGAGUUUUUCUGUACUACCCCUACCCACCCUGAGACCGUCUACCCCACAACAGUUUUAGUGCCACUGUCCCUUUUAUAUAUGUUCUUUUUAACACAGUCCUAUUUACAAUACAGUAGAGGUCAAAACUUUCAGUAGGAUUAUUAACACACAUUCAGAAAUCUGCUUUCUUAAAAACCAACCGAUAAGGCUUUGAGGUGAAAUUUCAAGUUUUGAAAAUCUCCCGUUUUUUAAGUGUUAAUUUUAUUGUAUAUUUCUGUAUUCUGCGCGUCACAUCGUGACUUGGUGCACUGAGCAUUAUGUGCUCUGAUAUGGAUCACAAGUGGUUAAAGGGAUAGUUCAAUGAUUUUAGAAAUGUUUCCAUACCUUUUAAAGCAGUCUAUGGACAAGGAGGCAGCAAUGAUUUGGACAUGAAAUGUAACACAUGAAACAGGGGAGAUUUACUUAGACAGGGAAAUGAUCCCCAAAUGCUAAUAGUGUGGAUUGUAGGCACUCCCCUUGUCCAUAGACGGCUUUCAGGGUAAGGAAACAAAUCUUAAUAUGUCAAAUCGCUGAACUAUUACUUGAAUGUUUUCUAUAGCAUGAAACACAAUAACAGGCAUCCCAGAUGGACUGUUGGAGUAGAGAUGGAGGGAAAGCUCUGGCGACUUCAGCAGUUUGACAUGAAUGUAAUACAGCGGGGAGAGAGAACUAACUAACCAUUUGAGUAGCAGAAAACAAAAACAAAAAAACAUUUGAAUUAAAGCAGCUUCUCUUGUU